Messenger RNA from Blepharisma stoltei, 1305 nucleotides. NCBI's taxonomy places the organism in Eukaryota, Ciliophora, Heterotrichea, Heterotrichida, Blepharismidae. The record is from the annotation of a GenBank genome assembly.
AUGUUUUUGGUAAAAAAUGUUUUCUGAAGGUCUAUAGCUAGCAAACAAUUUUUAUCGUUUACUAAGAAAAAUUUAUUCGGCACAUCCGAAACCGAGAAAAUAAAGCAAAAAAUCGCCACAAAUUCACCUGAUUUAUUGCUAUAUGAAGUGCAGCAUUUAAUUAUCCAUUCUCCAGAUAAUGAAAAAGCUGAAAUAUUCAAGAGCCAAAAACAUUUUAUAUUGAAAAAUCUGUCAAAGGUUAGUAUGCAAUCUAUAAGUGGUUUUAUUAUUGAAUACGGGAAAUCAGGAAUUAAUGACAACAAUUUAAUCAGCAGUCUUAGGUGACAAUUUGUGAAGCUUUCUGAAAAAGGGUAUUACUGCAAAUAUUCACUAUCAGCAGCUACUAAUUUUCUCAUACAGAAUUCUAACGACAGCUUAAUAUGUGAUUAUAUUACAAAAAUAAUUAAGGCUAAGACAUAUGAUCAAAUGGAUCUAAUACAAGCAUUUGUUUAUCUAUCGAGAUUCAAAGAUCAUCCUAUCAUAGAAUUAUUUCUAAGUGAAAUUCCUAAAUGCUAUGAAGCGGUAGUUAAAAGCUCAAAGGUUCCUGAAGUUUUAUGGCAAAUGGCAAAACAAAAUUACCGGAAUGAUGAAUUUUAUAUAAAAAUUGCUGAAAAUAUCGAAAAGAUUCAAUUAAAAAAUCCAGGAAUUGACGUGACAAAGAUAUUUACUGCAUAUGCUUUAACUUAUUUUGAGCACAAAGCUAUUACAAAAGCGCUUGAUUUUUUGAUGGAAAAUUAUCAUAGUGUUUUAGCCACUCGAUCUUUGAGCAAUUUAUUUCACGAAUUAAUCAAUUGUCCCCUUAGCAUUAUUUCUCCAAAAUCAUGGGAUAUAUUGAAAACUGAAAUAGAAAGUAGGGAAAAUCUAGGAGAAAACCUGUGAGAUUUAUCAUCUAUUUUUCAUUGCUACAAAAAGCUAGGUUUUGAUAUGCAGCCACUAUUUAAGCACAUAACUGAAGAAAACCUAGAAAAAGCUAAUGGACAACAGCUCGCAGUCAUUAUUACUUCCCUUAAUCAAUUCUGCACUAGAGAUUGACUGCCAUGGCUUAAAAGAUUAACCCUUAAGAAAAUAAAUGAUAUGCACGCGAAAUCUGCAAUGAUGAUGGCGAUGUUUUGGACGCAAAAUUUUUACUGGGACCAAAAAUUUUGGGAAGAAUUUGAGCCAAUUUUAGAUAAAAAAUUAGAAACUAUGGAUACAAAUUUAUUAGAAAAAAAAUCUCUAGGAAUGUAUAAGACUAUUGGAGCCAGACUAAUUAAACUUAAAAAGUAA